Chrysoperla carnea is the source of this 499-nucleotide messenger RNA. RefSeq names its product ejaculatory bulb-specific protein 3-like. NCBI's taxonomy places the organism in Eukaryota, Metazoa, Arthropoda, Insecta, Neuroptera, Chrysopidae. The transcript has 3 exons. The record is from RefSeq and is a predicted model, not a curated record. Bases 107 to 463 code for a protein of 118 amino acids.
CAUUGAACAUAAAUUUGUAUAUAAAUACAAGCUGAUUGAAUAUUAAAUUAUUAUUUUAAUACUAUACAGUGAUUUACAGUGAUCUUUACUGUUUUAAUAAUUAAAAAUGAAGCUGUCCGUAGGAUUUGUGUUUUUAAUGUGCGUCGUUGGUGUAUAUCUAGUCGACUUAGAUGCCAUCGAUGUUGAUGAAGUACUUGGCAAUCCAAGACUUUUAAAUAAUAUGAUCAAUUGUAUUUGCCGUGAUAAAAAAUGUACACCCGAGGGCAAAGCUAUAAAAGAACGUAUUGCAACAAGUAUUUCAACAAGUUGCGCCGAAUGUAGUGAUAAACAAAAAACAAGUAUUCGUAAAGCUGGUCGCUUCGUGCAGCAAAAUCGUCCAGAUGAUUGGAAUUGUAUUACAAACAAAUAUGAUCCUGAAGGUAAAUACAAAGAAAGUUACACAAAAUUCUUCGCCAGUAAUUAAUUUUUAAGUAUUUAUGAAUAGAUUUAAGAAAUUAAU